This is a messenger RNA of Striga hermonthica, 609 nucleotides long. Lineage: Eukaryota; Viridiplantae; Streptophyta; Magnoliopsida; Lamiales; Orobanchaceae. The record is from the annotation of a GenBank genome assembly.
AUGGGCCUUGGCCUGUCCAAGCGCGGGCUGGGCCCGAUUCUCUUCGACGCAGUGUCGGCGACGGUUUUCGCGGUGGUGAUGGCUGCAUCGUACCGUGCGGCGGCGCUCCAGAGGCGUUGUGUCCGGGAAGGUGAGGAGGUCAGCCUGACGGAUCGGACUUUCGAAGCUUCUCUCAUGGGAUUUUUGCUAUUUCUUGCGUUGAUGAUCCGCAGACUGCUAAACCAGAUUUUCGAGGGCAGCAAGCCUCAAGUUACCACAGUAGUCAAAGCAUUGGAAGAGGAGAUGACUAAAUCGGGUGCAAGGAUUAAGCAGCUCGAGACAGAGCUUAUAGAGAAGAUUAAAGAAGCAAACAGUGCAGGAACAUAUGCAAUUGCUCUAAGAAAGGAGUUAACGGAAUCAUAUUCGAGGAUUAAGCAGCUCGAGUCAGAGCUUACGAAGAAGACUGUAGAGGCAAACAGUGAAGGAGCAAAUGCAGUCGCUCUAAAGAAGCAAUCGGAAGGGCUUUUCCUCGAGUACGACCGGUUGCUCGAGGAAAAUAUGAGCCUCCACAGCAAGUUGCGAUCGUUAGACCGGGGAAUGUCGUUUUCCGAGAGCAAGAAGGUUGUGUAA